Molecule: messenger RNA, 1843 nt
Organism: Sphaerulina musiva SO2202
Lineage: Eukaryota; Fungi; Ascomycota; Dothideomycetes; Mycosphaerellales; Mycosphaerellaceae
Exons: 3
Coding region: 1-1413 (470 amino acids)
Biological process (GO): transcription elongation by RNA polymerase II; post-transcriptional tethering of RNA polymerase II gene DNA at nuclear periphery; poly(A)+ mRNA export from nucleus
Cellular component (GO): transcription export complex 2
Molecular function (GO): double-stranded DNA binding; RNA binding
Source: RefSeq, a predicted model, not a curated record
AUGGUCAACAUCGACACGCUGUUCGAAGACUUUGCAAUCGCCCACGAGGAUCCGUCCGGUCCAAAUGGCUACCUCUUGGCUGGUUGCAUCUCACCCGAAGCACCUAAGCAUGACCAAGGACGACUGUACCACUUCCGCAAUGGCAUCAGUGCAUCGAAUGCGCAGACCGACAUUCGCUACAAACUGCAAUACAACCCUGCGCUUCACCUUGAUAAAAAGGAGACCAGUACCUGGACUGACAUUCUCACUUGCUAUCACAAAUUCGUGGGCAGCCUUCUUGCCGCAGAGGAGCUGCAGAACGUUGGCAGAACCAACGAAGCAGAAUGGGCUCAGGUGUACGAUGAAUGGAAAAAGGUCGUCAACACCAUAUACCAGGGCUACACGAACCAGGCGUUGCAGGCCUGGACCAUUCCUUGUCUGUAUGUGGGUGUGAAGUACUUGCGGGUAUUUGCUAUCAAGGCCGACGAAAAGUCCGCCAGCCAGCGAGAGAGCGGCAUGACUUUCGGCGGCAUCACAGAAGAGGACGCCUAUGACCCGGAUAGCGCCAACGAGAAACUCGAAGACGCUGCACGCCAGAUCAAUCGAAUCUUUGGAUUGUGCAUUGGCGACCGCAAUCCUGUUGAGGACUCACGCAAGUGGGCGCUCUAUUACAUCGCCUCUGCGCUGUUCAAAACUCACUUCAAACUCAACCAUAUAUCCUUGUCGAAGAACAUUCUGAAGUCGCUGCAGUCUCAAGCCGACAUGCCGCCUCUUUCCCAGUUUCCCAAAAGUCACCAAGUCGCUUUCAACUAUUACCGCGGAGUCAUUCACUUCGUCGACGAAGACUACAGCGCUGCCCAGGACUGUCUGGAAGAGGCAUAUCAAUUGUGUCAUGUCAAAGCAACAAAGAAUAUACAGCUAAUCCUGACAUAUCUUAUACCGACAAAGCUACUGACUUCCAGUAAGCUGCCUUCUGCGGCACUGCUGUCACAAUAUCCGGGGCUCGCGAGAUUAUUUCAACCUCUUGCCGAAGCUAUGCGAAAGGGGGACUUGGCAGCAUUCAACACGGCCCUCGAGAAUGGCGAGGAAGAAUUUGUGAAGCGCCGCAUCUAUCUCACUCUCGAGCGUGGGCGCGAUGUCAUACUGCGCAACAUAUUCCGGAAAGUCUUUUUAGCCGGUGGUUAUGAGCCACCGAAGGAGGGCGAGACGGCACCACCAUUGCGGAGGUCGAGAGUGCCCUUGGACGAAUUUGCAGCUGCACUGCAAAUGGCGGGCGCAGAGGUGACCAAUGGCGACCAAGGAUUUGACUACGACGAGGUCGAGUGCUUGAUUGCGAACGCCAUAUACAAGAACCUAAUGAAAGGCUAUAUCGCAAGAGAACGACGUAUUGUCGUGCUGGGCAAGAAUGGUGCCUUCCCAGGCACAGGAGUAUGACCACUGCCUAAUACAGUUGCCAACCAGUGCUAUCAUUGAGAAGCCGGGAUGCCAGCCUUGCGAUCCGCAUCAAGUGUCGCCACCUCGCUGGAAGGAAUGCAACAUGCGUUAUGCAUAGCAUACGGUCUGGUCCAUAGAUCGGGGUCCUCGCCGUGAAUCAUCCAGCACGUACCAACAUUACAUCGCCCGCGCUAGCAGUUCCCGCAUGAGUCACGACUGCGCUACUGAAGCUGGACUUGGGUCGCCCCUGGUAUACUUUGGUGAUCACUGGCAAGGGUCGCAGAACAUGCUCGCGUGCCUGAAAAUCCUGAAAUUCACGGCGACGGCAUCGCUCACUGAGGUAAUAAUGAUAUGGCCAUGUCGGCAUACAUGUAUUGCGGGAAUGUGUCUCACUCAAGACUGCUAGCAAGAAGGUCAAAAGCAAGAGACG